This is a messenger RNA of Topomyia yanbarensis, 6082 nucleotides long. RefSeq names its product protein O-mannosyl-transferase TMTC2-like. Gene Ontology annotation, molecular function: protein binding; mannosyltransferase activity. Gene Ontology annotation, cellular component: endoplasmic reticulum membrane. The record is from RefSeq and is a predicted model, not a curated record. Gene Ontology annotation, biological process: protein O-linked glycosylation via mannose. Lineage: Eukaryota; Metazoa; Arthropoda; Insecta; Diptera; Culicidae. The transcript has 12 exons. Bases 1829 to 4978 code for a protein of 1049 amino acids.
UCCGCCGUGUCCUUUAGCCGAUAGGAUGAUGAAAAUUUGUCGCGAACGGGUCCAAUUCGUAGUUGUUUUGAACUAGAGAUUUGCCCAUUGUCAUUCUGAUAACUUUCUUGCGGGGAAAAUUUACCCAGCGGGUCGAAUGAAAGAAAAUCUCAUCGUGCGCGUUUCGAUCGGGUGUUUUCGUCGAUGGAAUAGUGGUUUCGCUGACUUAUUGAAUGGUUCAGGCUAAGUUUGUGAUUUUCUGUUGAAUCGGAGGAAAAAGAGAUUUAUUAGUCACAGUUGAAUUAAAUAGUGCAAAAAGAAGCCUGUAGUGUGGUAGAAACUCGAAUUGCAGUCGAUCGUUUUCGUCUGUGAGUAAAUUAAAGCAUUGAAGUGGAUGCGAUACCGAUGGGGAAGAAAAUAACGCUAACAGCUGGUUUCUGAAUUGGCCAUUUUCUAGGUGCGUGUUUGUUGAAUGUGAAAUUUAGGCAAAAUAAAUAGAGUGUUUUGUGUAUUCUCCGGUUCGAUAUCUGCUGUAAAAUUCGACUUCCCUCACCGUUUACUGAAAAAGAGGGUUCGAUUCGGAUCAUGUGAGCAAAGCGGCUGAGUGUGGUCGGCGGUGUUAGUUGUGGGUGGAUAAUAGUGCUGAUGGAUGGUUUGAUAUUUUCAUCAACCCUAGUUUGACUAACCCAUCCGGAGGGCUGCAUGAUCUGGCAUACGGUGCUGCCGGAAGGUGUGCUGCCGACCGGGCUUUAAGAUCCUCCGGCAAAUGACGGUAUCGAGCAGCCUCGUAACGGUGAUGACUAAUGACGAUUCAUCGCAUACCAGCAGUGAAUGGCUAUAAGAAAAUAAAGGAUAGAAAGAAGAUAAAAAGUACUAGAGCCUUUUCACCAGCUAGUGUUUCGUGAAAAGCAAUAAGAAAUCGGAGAAACAGAGCAAAGCAUCGUCUAUAAUAACAGGAAAAACAUGUUGAUGAUCUGACUCCAUGCGAAAAAAAACUAUCCUUCCCGGUUGACACUUUCCAUCGCCUUCGGUGUGUCGCCACAACUACGGUUCAAAGAAAUGAACUCGAUCUCGGUAGAAAUUUGAUAAAUCGUAAAAGAAAAAUAAUACGAAGUGAUAAAGAAUAAAAAAAACAAUUGAGCACUAAGAACGAAUCCGAACUUGUAGUGCAAUAAAAAUAACUAGGAAAAACUGAACGAAGGACUCUUGCGAAGUGGGAAAAACAGAGGAGCAAAGUUUGCUUCAUUCUGGUUGACCCAAUCUCGAAACAGAGAGCAAUUUCCAACAAACAUACACACACACCCUAACAUUUACUCGCAAGGGAAUAUGAAAAUGCGUGCAAUAGUCUCUCUCCUCGUUCAAUGCGAAAAGGAAGAAAAUUUACAUAAAUAGUUUACGAUUCACGGCACAGUGAAUAGUUUAAGUGAUUUCGUGAAGCACCGUGCGAGAGAUUUUCCGGUUGGAGGAGGAAACGCGGAAAAAAGUUCUGAUUCAAUUUGGUCGGAAUUUAAAGUUAAUUGAGUGUUACACAGCCUAUCCCGGGUGCCAGUUCCGCUGGGCUGUAUGUGUGUAUGUGCAAACGUGUGGUGGUUUGAAAUGCUAUAAAUAUCCAUUGUAUGAAACGUGCGGGUGGGAUUUUGUGUCUCCCUCUAGUAUAGCCUAACCUCGGGUUUGGUCCUUCGCAGGAUCGUAGAGUGAAAGUCGUAGCAGAAAGCACAAAAAAGAGGAAAGUUUGCCCCUUUUGUGUCCAGCGACGUGAUAUGAAUUGCUUGUUCAACUUGUGCGCCAACCAGCAGCAGCACGAGCACCAACACCAACACCACCACCAGCGACUACGAAGCUUCUAGCAAUGGCCCAACAGCAGCGCAACAAGUCGAGCAUGGAUUACGUAAGCCUCAGUUGCUGUACGCUGGCCUUUGCCCUGUAUGUCAACACGCUCAGCGCUGGAUUCGUGUACGAUGACAGACGAGCAAUCCUGGGCAAUCCGGACGUCCUGAGCUCCGGCAGCUGGUACCAAAUGCUGCACAACGACUUCUGGGGCACACCGCUGACCGAUUCCGGCUCGCACGGUUCCUACCGGCCGCUGUGUGUGGCCAGCUUCAAAAUCAACUACCUGCUGGACGGCUUCAAACCACUCGGGUAUCAUCUGUUCAAUGUGCUGCUGCACUGCGUGGCCACGGUUCUGGUCGUUAAGCUGGCCCGGCACAUACUACCGUCGCGGUACGGUGCGGCCGUCGCCGGGUUGCUAUUCGCGGCGCAUCCAAUCCACACGGAAGCCGUGGCCGGAGUGGUCGGACGGGCGGAUCUGACUGCCUGUGUGUUCUACCUGCUUGCGCUGCUCGCCUACAUCCGGCACAUCCACUGGCGUCAGUGUACCGACUUACGUCACUGGCUGGCGCUCGGGCUCACAAUACUACUGGCAGUCGCCGCUGUCCUAUGCAAAGAAACUGCUGUGACAGCUUUAGUGGUUUGUGCAAUUUAUGAUAUCAUAAAAGGAUACGCUGGUUCCAGAGAUAAGCACCGUUUCCGGAGUGUAGGGAUUCUGGCUGUCGCCUUGGGCACUAUGCUGCACAUUCGACUCUCGUUACCUCGACCAGCGGGCCUGUUCUCUACGGCGGAUAACCCAACGGCCAAAAUCGGAUCCAUUUGGACUCGAUUUCUAACAUUCUCGUACCUGCCGGUGUUCAACUUUCGUAUGCUAGUGUACCCGGAUGUGCUGAGCUUCGACUGGGGUAUGGAUGCCAUACCCCGGAUAAACAGUUUAUUCGAAGGGAAAUCUAUACUUUCGCUACUGUUCUAUGGACUACUGACGAAGGCGGUGUGGAUAAACGGUCGAACUUUGAUGAGUCACAGUUUGCCCAGUGUAAAUAGUAGCUUCAAUAGGAAACUAGCUAGUAAACUUGCGAUGGCCCGGGCUGGUCAGGAUAGGAAUGUGGAAGAUUCCUGCAGUUACUGCAAGCAUGAAUUCAGCCCUCAUCACUCGAACCAGUGCCGGGUCUUGCACAACAACAACAAUAUGUCUUCGAUUGCUUGCGGGUGUCUCUAUCCGUCCUGUAAAUAUUUGUCACUUUCGUCACCUAGUUACUUCCACCGGAUGGAUGACCCUAGUAAGAUUGCUGUUGCAGUAGCUUCAGGAUGCGGCAAUGGCUACUGGCAGAAGCACCAGUACUGGCAACGAGAUAAACCAGUGGCCAACGGUUUUAGCAGUGAUCAUUUACCGUUCAGUAUAACGAUGGACACUGCCUCGAGGACGGCGUCAUCGUCGUCUUCAUCUUCGUCGUCGUCGUCGUCAUCAUCGUCCUCAUCCUCAUCCUCAUCCGCAUCCUCGUCCGCUUCAUCCGUGUCUUCGCUAUCCAGCGUCGACCUAUCGACCAAGUCCAACGCCUCAGCCGCUAUCCUCAUCUCAAUCUCCUUACUGAUCUUUCCUUUUCUACCGGCGACCAACCUUCUCUUCUACGUCGGCUUUGUAGUGGCCGAACGUAUUCUCUACCUCCCCAGUGUUGGAUAUUGCCUGCUGAUCGGUUUGGGUGUGAGCAAACUAAUCGAUGGAACCACGGGUUCCGUACGUUUCCGUGGCAGUAGCCCCCGAUCUAGUGGUUUCCGAGUGAAAAGUGGUAGCAAAGGUUCCAAUAGUGAUGGUGAUAGAUAUAAGUACCGUGCCAACGGUCACGCCGCCAGUGCAGGUCAUAGUGCGAAACAUCACAAAAAUCAUUCCACGACGGUUGGAUGUAUUGGCGCAGCAGCAGCCAUUGCAGUUCCAAGGAAAAGUGCCAACAGUGGUAGUGGUCAUAGUGGGGGUCAGAGUAGAAAAUUCGGUAGCAGCGGAGGCUGUAGUGGUAGUGAUCGAUACCACCAGCGUAAACGACAAAUCAUUUUAUUGUGCUUCGGCGUGAUGUUGACCGUGUACAGUGGGAAAACCUUGCUGCGCAAUCUGGACUGGGCCGACGAGGAAAGUCUGUUCCGGAGUGCGAUUGGCGUCAAUCCACCGAAAGCACUUGGAAACCUAGGAAGUGUCCUUAGCGCGCAAGGUCGCCAUCAAGAAGCCAAGGAGGCCUUGAAGGCAGCCCUCAGUUACCGCCCUAACAUGGCGGAUGUACAUUACAAUCUAGGAAUUUUACUACAAAACCAACAAGACUACGCAGAAGCUGUAGAAAGCUUCCGAAAAGCGAUCCAGUUUCGACCAUCGCUUGCACUGGCCUAUCUGAACCUGGGCACCUCACUGAUAGCGCUCGGACGCUGCCAGGAAGCUGCCAGUGUGCUACGCGAGGGCUCCAAACUGGACGGUGCCGGGCUACGCGAUCGGGCAGCCCACGACAACGCCCGGAUCAGUGCGAUGCUGCAGUUGGGGAAUCUGUACGCGGACCAGGGCAAGCUGCAACGAGCGCUGGCCGUGUACCGGGAGGCGUUGCACGUGCUGCCCGAUCGGUAUCCACCGCAGGGUAUCUAUCAUCGGCUAGGUGAAGUUUUUGCUCGGCUCAACCAGUGGUCCGAAGCGGAACGGUUUCAGCGGGCGGCCCUGGAAGCCCAACCGGAUCACGUAGCGGCGCACCUGUCGUACGGCUCGAUGCUGGCAAGGAAUAGCAGCCGAACAUCGGAGGCGGAGCAGUGGUUUAAACGUGCCCUUCGACUGGCGCCAACCGAUGCUAGUGUUUAUCACCACUACGCCGACUUCCUGACAUCGGUUCGUCGCACGGCCGAAGCCUGCCAGCAUCGCGUUAAAGCAGCCGAACUAACCCCUGAUGAUUAUGCGCUGGUAACAGCAGCCGCAUCGGCCCUGCGUUUGCUGGACCGAAAAACCGAAGCGGAACGAUGGUAUCGGCAGGCCGUAAAUCUCCGACCGGAAGAGGCACGUGCUCACACAAAUCUCGGAGCUAUUCUGCAUCUGCUGGGGCGGCCUCACGAAGCGGCACGCAGCUAUCAGGAAGCACUGAGGCUGCAGCCCAACGACCUAACGACGCUGACUAACCUGGCCAAGCUGGGGAUAGCGGAAAUUUCCUGAGGAACGGUUUCGUCGUCGGCCCCACAUUCACGGUCGGUUGCUUCCGGUGGUGACGAUGAUCUGAGCUAGCUUCACUAAAAUUAGGCCUAGAGAAAGUCGGUUACGGUCGUAUGAUAUAAUAGCUUCCGACAGGAUUUGUUGAGAUUUGCAGGGAUUGAUACAUUUUUUUGUUUUUUACAUUGUUUCGAACAAUAUACGAGGUGGAGUAGUAUGAAACAAUUAAAAAUUGGAUUAUACAUAAAUAAAGAUAUUUAACGUUUAUUAAACAAGAGAGAUGAUUGAACCAAAAAAAACAAUCAUGGGUAGUACAAGAAGGAUUUGUAUCAAGAGAAAGAAUGUCGUUAAUUACCCUGGAGGGACUAAUCAAUCACAGACUUAUAAAGGAAAUCAACAAACGGUGACAAAUUAGCUAGCCUAAGCAACUGUACCAUAUAGUAAUAAAUACAGAGAGUAUUAUAAUAACAAUGGAUAGGACAAAUAAAAGAACACGGAUGGCUUCUGCGGGAGUCAUCUUGUUAAGUUUUGGUUGAUGUACAGAGAAAAUUAUUAAACCAGAUUAGUUAAGAUGACCAAAGAUGACUUAAGAUGUUUGCGAAAGGUCAGCACCUACUGUAAAUAGGCAAGAAACGCUAGACAAAUACCAUUAAAGUUAAUACAAGUGUAGGUGUUCCCCAAUAGUGGCAACCAAUAUAACAACAAGCUGUGUGGGUGGAAUUUUACAUCAAGCUGAAACAGUUAGUUUACGUUGUCGCUCCAAUAAUGAUGAUGGCGCUGAUUACGCUGAAAGUAAUUGUCAGAUAGGGAAAAAUAAAUCGAAUAUUGUUUUGAAUUACUUCGUUUAUGGUACAGUGGAACAGUGCAAGUUAUGAAAGCCAGAAUGAAUGAAACUACCGUAAACAAUGAAAUGCAUCUGAAAUUAAUGCAUACAGUUUAUUGCCGGAAUUGAAACCCACAUAUGCUAGGAACAAAAAAUCACUUCUGUAUAGAGCCAAACAACAUCCAGUGGCAAAAUUGUGUAUAUUGAAAAACAAAACAAAAAAAAACAGAUCACAACUCAUAACGCUAUACAAUUUCUGAAUAAAAAACAGUUUGUUAAAAAAUCUA